This is a messenger RNA of Fomitiporia mediterranea MF3/22, 2086 nucleotides long. Its product is annotated as DEAD-domain-containing protein. The coding region runs from base 464 to 1804 and encodes 446 amino acids. The record is from RefSeq and is a predicted model, not a curated record. The transcript is spliced from 7 exons. NCBI's taxonomy places the organism in Eukaryota, Fungi, Basidiomycota, Agaricomycetes, Hymenochaetales, Hymenochaetaceae. Gene Ontology annotation, molecular function: ATP binding; nucleic acid binding.
GGCAAAGAAAAGCAAGGCAUUAAUCGGGGAAGACAUAAGCGCGGAUGAUCUGCUCCGGCGCCUCGAAAACUCGGGUCCUCAACGCAAGAGACGCAAACUGCAGGCCGAAAUAACAGAUGAAGAAGACAAUGAGUUGUUUUCGGGAUUCGAUGGCAAUGAAGAGGGCAGCGAGGAGGAAACGGAGCAUUCUCAUGGGAACGAAAUAACUGGUGAUGACUCUAGUGAUGCGAAGGACAAGACACCAGAAGGUCAUGGAGAUGAGGAAGAUGAAGAAGACUCCACAGCAGCAGCUCACUUAGUUACUGACAGGCCAGCUGCACAGGACUCGUCUCGAAUAUCUCUACAGUCAAAGCCUCGAAUACCGGAAAAGAAACCAACAUUACCUAGAUUCUCUGCACCGGGGUCAACAGCGUCAUUUGCAGAUCUUGGUGCUUCCAAGGCACUCGUUGCGUCGCUUGCAAGCAUGUCGAUUCGUUCCCCGACUGAAGUGCAAGCGGCGUGUAUUCCUCCCCUAUUAGCUGGUAUGGACUGUGUUGGUAAUGCGCAGACGGGUUCAGGGAAAACUAUCGCGUUCGCAUUACCUAUCCUACAGAAGCUAUCUUUCGAUCCCUAUGGAAUUUAUGCACUGGUUCUAACACCUACACGAGAGCUUGCAUUCCAGAUUUCGGAACAAUUUGCUGUCCUUGGUGCUCCCCUCAAUAUCCAAACGGCUGUGAUUGUCGGUGGCAUGGAUACGAUAGCGCAAGCACUUGAGCUAAACAAUCGUCCACACGUUGUCGUUGCAACUCCUGGGCGAAUCGUUGAUCAUCUCAAGAGCUCCAGUGGUGAAUGGGAUUUAUCGCGUGUUAAAUUCCUGGUGCUUGAUGAAGCCGAUCGACUGCUUACCCCGACCUUUGCCCCGGAAUUGGAAUAUCUAUUCAAGAUUCUUCCAAGAGAGAGACAGACCUGCCUUUUCACAGCAACAAUGACAGAGUCCAUAGAAACCCUGAUCACGGCUCCUCCCCGACCAGGGAAACGGAAGCCGUUCGUACAUCGGAUGACUGCCAAGGUAGAAACGGUAGAAACACUCGAGCAAUUCUACCUCCUGGUUCCAUCACACGUCCGAGAGCCCUACUUAUUCCAUCUCCUCUGUAAUCCUCCAGAGAGCAUCGUUCAUAUGCGAUGCACACCUCCGGAACCCGUGAAACCGUCCAAAAAAGCUAAAUCCAAGUCUUCUUCCAAGACCCGUAAAGCCGAAGACCCGGAUGCAAUAGAACAACCCCCUCCGACGAUGAUAUUCUGUGCACGGGCGCGAACAGCUGCAUAUCUCGCAACGCUACUACAAACACUUGGUAUUCGAAGUACUGCAUUGCAUUCCCGCCUCACGCAACGAGCGCGUCUGACUGCACUCGGUUUAUUCCGCGCACGCGUUGUACCAGUACUCGUAUGUACAGAUGUCGGUGCACGUGGACUGGACGUCGACGACGUCGCACUGGUCGUGAACUGGGAUAUGCCACAAGAGCCCGAAGAAUACACACAUCGCGUCGGCCGAACAGCACGGCGCGGGCGGACCGGUCUCGCCAUGAGCUUCGUAACGGAGCGGGACGAACAACGUGUGAUUCGGAUAGAGGAACGUAUUAAGACGAAUCUGCAGGAAAUGACUCUGCCGGAAGGGAAAGUGCUCGAAAAGUUGAAUGCUGUCUCCACCGCUAAGCGGCUUGCGAACAUGGAACUGCAUGAUUCAGACUUCGGGAAGCGGGAGGAGAUCCACAAGAUUAAGCAGGCAAAAAGGGAGCGUGUCAGUACGCUAAGGUCCUCCAGCUGAUUAGUAUCACACGGGGCGAAACAGUAUAAAGUAUCCGAGAUCAAUUCCGAGGCUAACUACUGCACAAUAUGUACUACCGGCCCAACUCAAGACCGACGAUAUAGACUUGGUAUAAUUGCAGUCCAGACUUUGUCGCAAACAGCCGCGCUUAUAUGCUGUGCUUGCCGACUGAAUCCGUAUAACCUACACCACACUUACAAUGUAAUUGUAAAUGAUGGAUCAGCAUAGGCGUCUUCAAUUCAUUGGCAAGAGCACUUGCAGGACGGCACAAAGAUUUUGGGG